GUGAUAUUAUGUCAAUUGGAUUCAGGGUUUGCAACGCAAAGAGGAAUCGAGAUAUCUGAUCUAUCUUCUAUCUGUCUAUCUAAGUGGUUCAUUCGCAUACGGAGAUCUAAUUCAGGUCCUUAUCAUCGAGAUCCAACAAACGCUUCAACCACAAAACAAGGGCUUGGAUUCACGAACCCCUCCAAUUUUUACACAGGUAUCAAUUUUCAACAGCGUUGGCAAACAUGUCUCAUUACAACAGGGACGAAAUGGAGUACGUUGCAGAUGAUAAUGAAAUGGCAGAGGUAGAAGAUGAUGUGUAUUUCCGAGGCAGAGCAUUUGGUGAAUCAGAUUCGGAUGAUGAUGAUGAAUACGAUCCUUUGCAGGAAAAUCGUAUAACAGAUACCACUGCCGCAGAAGCUAGGAAGGGAAAGGAUAUCCAAGGUAUACCAUGGGAUAGACUGAGUAUUAGUCGUGAAAAGUAUAGACAAACUAGACUAGAGCAGUACAAGAAUUAUGAAAAUAUACCACAAUCAGGGGAACUUUCGGAGAAGGAAUGCAGGCCAACAGAUAAAGGAGGAAGAUUUUAUGAUUUCUGGCAGAACACUAGAUCUGUGAAGUCAACGAUACUUCAUUUCCAACUACGAAACUUGGUUUGGUCAACAUCGAAGCAUGAUGUAUAUCUUGUUUCACAUUACUCAAUUGUUCACUGGUCUUCGUUGCACUCCAAGAGAUCCGAAAUCCUGAAUGUACAAGGGCAUGUGGCUCCGUGUGAGAAACAUCCUGGAAGCCUCUUGGAAGGGUUUACUCAAACACAAAUUAGUACACUGGCAGUGCGAGACAACUUGUUGAUUGCUGGAGGCUUUCAAGGAGAACUUAUUUGCAAGUACUUAGAUCGACCUGGGGUUAGCUUUUGUUCCAGAACUACUUAUGAGGACAAUGCGAUCACAAAUGCUGUCGAGAUUUAUGAGCAUCCCAGUGGAGCGGUUCAUUUCAUGGCUUCAAAUAAUGACUGUGGAGUCAGAGACUUUGAUAUGGAGAAAUUUCAGCUUUCCAAGCAUUUCUGCUUCCCCUGGCCUGUAAAUCAUACUUCAUUGAGCCCUGAUAGUAAACUUCUUGCAAUUGUUGGAGACAAUCCAGAAGGGCUGCUGGUGGAUUCUCAAACUGGAAAGACAAUCACGCAGUUAUGUGGACACUUGGAUUACUCAUUUGCAUCUGCAUGGCAUCCUGAUGGCCGUAUUUUUGCUACCGGGAACCAAGACAAAACUUGCCGUGUCUGGGAUGUUCGAAAUUUGUCGAAGUCUGUUGCUGUUCUGAAGGGCAACCUUGGAGCUAUACGUUCAAUACGUUUCACAUCUGAUGGGCAGUUCAUGGCAAUGGCUGAGCCAGCUGACUUUGUGCAUGUCUUUGACGCAAAGCGUGGAUUUGAGAAGGAACAGGAAAUUGAUUUUUUUGGGGAGAUCUCUGGUGUAUCUUUCAGUCCGGAUACAGAAUCACUCUUUAUUGGUGUCUGGGACCGCACCUACGGAAGCCUUCUUCAGUACAACCGACACAGAAACUACUCGUAUCUUGACUGCUUGUAAAUUUGUAACCUUACACCUUGUAAGACCCUUAGAGCUCGUGUCCUUUUGCCUUGGAAUCGCAGUGUUGCGGCACCAUCUGAACAAAAGAGAAAAAAUACCAGUGGAUUGCCUCAUCACAACAUGGCCUGAGGAUGUUAUAGUUGUUUGUUGUACAACAUCAUGUUAAAUAACACAUUGACUUGCAAUCUCUCUCUCCCUCUCCCCUUCUUAAUCUUGCCUAAUAAUGAUAGGAAGUUUGUACAGCAAACCGUACUUGCAUUGUUUGCACCCUCAUCAUCAUGUUCCACUGCAUUUGGUGUCUUGUGCUGUGUCCUAUGGGUACUGAGUGCUGCUAAAUAUAUAUCUCUUCUUAGUCUUCUGCA
This is a messenger RNA of Arachis stenosperma, 1924 nucleotides long. RefSeq lists its product as uncharacterized. The transcript is spliced from 11 exons. The coding region runs from base 225 to 1562 and encodes 445 amino acids. The record is from RefSeq and is a predicted model, not a curated record. NCBI's taxonomy places the organism in Eukaryota, Viridiplantae, Streptophyta, Magnoliopsida, Fabales, Fabaceae. Gene Ontology annotation, molecular function: protein binding.